AUGUCAUUGCCAUUGUAUCGUCCGCUCGAGACUGUGUCUUUAGACAAUGCAAUCGAAGAUCUAGUGGUGAGGUUCAUACUAAAUGUGCCUCCAGAAGAUUUGGCCACUGUUGAAAGAGUCCUAUUCCAUUUCGAAGAAGCAUCAUGGUUCUAUACUGACUUUGUUAAAUUGAUGAACCCAUAUUUGCCCAAUUUGAGUAUCCGCAGUUUCUCAAAAACGGUUAAAGACAUCUGUCCUUUAAUCUGGAAUUGGGACAUAACUCCUGAAAAUGCGCUUGUGAAAUUCUCCAUGUACAAAAGAAGUAUUCCUGUUAGGGGAGCUGCUAUGUUUAAUGAGAAUUUGUCCAAGAUAUUGUUGUUGCGGGGGGCGAACUCGAAACAUUGGUCGUUUCCCAGAGGUAAAAUCGGGAAAGACGAGGACGAUGUCUCUUGCUGCAUAAGAGAAGUCAAAGAAGAAACAGGUUUCGAUCUAACCGGAUAUAUUGAUGCAGACCAAUACGUUGAAAGAAAUAUGAACGGCAAGAAUUUUAAAAUAUUCUUGGUCAAAGGAGUUCCAGAGGACUUCGAGUUCAAGCCAGAGCAUAAGAACGAAAUCCAAGCCAUUGAGUGGAAAGAUUUCAAAAAGUUAAGCAAAGCCAUUUUCAAGAAUGAGGGAAGCGCUAAGGUCUUCUUGGUGAAUUCCAUGAUUAGACCGCUAUCCUUAUAUGUGAAAAAUGAAAAGAGGGCUAAGGACGAAGAUAAGUUGAAGCAAUACGCAGAGGAGCACUUGAAAGCUAUUCUUGGUCUUAACAAAAAAGAGAACAAGAUUGUCCUUGAUGCUGGUCGUGAGUUAAUGGAAAUGCUUCAGAGUUCCGCCAAAAAUGCUCAACACACUUCAGUGGGUGAACAACAACCUGCAACUGAAUCCCGUACCGUCGACGUCAACCAGGCACGUAACUUAUUCCCUCUUAUCUCUGUCCAAUCUCUCUCAACUCUAGGUACCACUGAAGACUUUUCUCACUCAAGCUCUGAGUUAAAUGGCCACUUGAAAAGUUCUCCAAAUAAUGUAAACGUAUCAAAUAACACUUCUACACAAGCCCAACCCGGUGACCUUCAGGCUUCUAGUAAGGAAUUGUUGGCGUUUUUGCACAAAGCUUCUACUGUCGAAGAGAUUGAACACAAUGAUAAAGAAACAGACACUAUUUCAUCGUUCCCAACUGCCAAUAUUAAUUCAAAAGAUGAAAAUUACGAAGAAUUCGAAAGUUCUUCAGACGAAAGCGAAUACGAAGAUUCUCAAGAAGUUAUAGAUAAUGCAAACAUCGAAUUUGAUGCUAAAAGAAAUGACGAAAACUUACUUAACGUCAACAAAGUUCAAACUGAAACACCACAACAGGAAAUCGUAAAGCCAACCGCUACUACCAUUGCCUCAAGUGGAAAACCCAAAAUGACUAUAUUGAAACGCCUUGACUCUCAAUCAAAGCCAAAUGGCCAAGAGUCACAAUUUGUUACUGCUCAAAAACCAAAAAUCAGAUUGUUGAAGCGUGGUGAUAAGCUAGAAGAUUUAUCAUCAGGUGGCCUGUCGCCUAAAUCACAAUCAGUUGAUAGAAAUUCAAGUUCACCAGCUCCAGUAUCGUUAGACACUGCACCCAAAACUGAACCUGAGUAUCAAUCAGACAACUUCAACCAGGACUCGGCUGCUAGAAGUUUAUUGUCUAUUCUCAAAAAACCAUCUGCAAAAGAAAAGGAAGAUGUUACUUCUUCAUCACCAAGAUUUAAUAACAUUACAGAAAAUAAUGAAGAACAUAAGGUUGCCAGUUCAACUGCUUCUCCAGUUAUUCAAAGCGAAAAUGGUACUACAAAAAACAUCAUCCAUUCUCUAUCUGAAAGCCAACAGGGAUCGGUAUCUUCGCCAAAUAACGGAUCAUCGGAACUUCUUGAUUUACUAAAGAAGCCACAACUAACUGAAAACUUUGCACACAGUCCUGUUUCAGAGAGCUCUGAAACUAACACCAAACCUUCAUCUGAAUUGUUGAGUCUUUUGAAAAAACCAAAGUCAACAACUGCAACAGCGUCACCUACCGUAAAUGAGAGUGUACCUGCUCAAACGCCAUACCAAAUGAAUCAAAUGAAUCAAAUGAACCCAAUGAACCAAGGUUAUCAAACUCAACCCCAAAUAUCUCACCAAGCACCUCAAAUGCAACAAAUGAUGCCCCCUCAAAACUAUAUGCCACAGAAUAUGCCAUUUGUUCCUCAAAUGUUCCCAGGACAGCAACAGUACGUAUUCCAGCAACCUAUGAAUGGGUAUCCUAUACAAAAUCAACCACCAAUGAACCCUGGUCAGAAUAUGAACGGACAGACAUUUAAUCAAUCUCAAGAAUUAUUAAACAUGUUACAAAAGCCAAAUCAAAAUGUAAAUUCAAAUCCAGCUUCACCAUUACCAAUGCAACAGGAGCCACAGAGUGCAUCAUCUGAAUUAUUGAGCCUAUUGAGGAGAUAA
Messenger RNA from Kluyveromyces marxianus DMKU3-1042, 2475 nucleotides. It is a transcript of the gene DCP2, whose product is annotated as decapping enzyme complex catalytic subunit. Gene Ontology annotation, biological process: deadenylation-dependent decapping of nuclear-transcribed mRNA; nuclear-transcribed mRNA catabolic process, nonsense-mediated decay. NCBI's taxonomy places the organism in Eukaryota, Fungi, Ascomycota, Saccharomycetes, Saccharomycetales, Saccharomycetaceae. Gene Ontology annotation, cellular component: P-body; cytoplasm. Bases 1 to 2475 code for a protein of 824 amino acids. The record is from RefSeq and is a predicted model, not a curated record. Gene Ontology annotation, molecular function: RNA binding; manganese ion binding; 5'-(N(7)-methylguanosine 5'-triphospho)-[mRNA] hydrolase activity. The transcript has a single exon.